AACAUGUGUCGGCUCUUCGUGACGAUGAUGGUGAUCACGGUAAUCAACUUCGCGUCAAUCAACGCAGAGUUGCAUAGAAUUCCGUUACACAAGGCAUCCUCUGUUGAAAAAUUUUCGACGGAAACUAUGAUACGACUCCGUUCGGGUACGGCAAACGUAUCUCUGAUUAAUUACCUAAAUAUUCAAUACUACGGUACUAUUGAAAUUGGAACUCCACCGCAGACAUUUAAAAUAGUUUUCGACACUGGUUCCUCAGAUCUCUGGGUAGGUUUAAGAAAUAUUCACGAUGUUACAACUGUACCCUGUUACUUUUGUCCCCGGUCUACCCUACCAUCCAAAAACUGCAACAUCAGCCAACCUGCUUGCUUAAAACAUAAUAAAUAUGAUAAUACAAACUCCACCACAUACGUGGAAGACGGACUUACAUUUGAUAUUCCUUACCACGAUGGCAGAGUGUACGGAAACUUAUCUAAUGAUGACGUAAUCAUUGCUGGCCUUAAGGUUUCAUUCCAGACAUUCGAAGAAGCGCUCGAUUUCUCGACAAGUUUUUGGGACCAUGCACAAUGCGACGGCGUUCUGGGAAUGGGUUAUCCAGCCUUAUCUACCUUCGAAGAACCUACUGUCUUCCAAAACAUGAUUGAUAAGCACGUGGUGUCCCGACCAAUUUUUAGCUUCUAUCUAAAUCGAAAUCACACGGACGUGAUCGGCGGUGAACUGAUAUUGGGUGGCACCGAUUCUUCCCAUUACGAGGGCGAGUUUACGUAUGUUAAUGUUACUGAAAAAAAAUACUGGCAAAUUACCAUGGAUAAGUUUCAAAUAAAAAAUUACACCUCUUGCUCGGAAGGCUGUCAAGCUAUCGUCGACACGGGCGCUUCUAUGAUAUAUAGGUGGACCACCGUGGAGUGCGACGAGAUUUCUAAAUUGCCCGAUAUCAAUUUCGUCAUGAUCACAGGAGGCGAAAUAGAUGUUUGCAUUCCCGCCUUCCGAGAUGUUAUUCCGGUUAAUGGUAUAGAGUGGGUUUUGGGCGAUGCAUUUGUUGGUCGGUACUACACCGUAUUUGACAUG
Messenger RNA from Temnothorax curvispinosus, 1065 nucleotides. Its product is annotated as aspartic proteinase-like. Gene Ontology annotation, molecular function: aspartic-type endopeptidase activity. The record is from RefSeq and is a predicted model, not a curated record. The annotation marks the transcript as partial. The transcript has 9 exons. Gene Ontology annotation, biological process: proteolysis. Lineage: Eukaryota; Metazoa; Arthropoda; Insecta; Hymenoptera; Formicidae.